Galendromus occidentalis (western predatory mite) is the source of this 1506-nucleotide messenger RNA. RefSeq names its product zinc finger protein 347-like. The coding region runs from base 1 to 1506 and encodes 501 amino acids. The record is from RefSeq and is a predicted model, not a curated record. The transcript is spliced from 6 exons. NCBI's taxonomy places the organism in Eukaryota, Metazoa, Arthropoda, Arachnida, Mesostigmata, Phytoseiidae.
AUGUCGUCUUGGAUAGUGCAAGGGAUAUACCCCCAUAUGAUGAUUAUCCCGCCGUCGUCGGGGCAGGGAAGUCCAUCAAUACCCCUAGCAACACCUCCCGGGGGAGGAGGCGGCGCGGCCGGUAAUGGUCCGGGCGCUAACGAUAAUGGGGGCGCGGGAAGUUUCACGAAGAAAUCACCGAAACGUGGGGGAGUACGUGAUGGAAAAUUCAAAUGCAAUCUCUGUCCAUAUGCCACCAACAAAGACUGGCAUCUUCGGCAGCAUGAGGUAUCCCAUUCCGACGAGAAGAAUUUCACAUGUGAGCAUUGUGGUAGCGGAUUUAACAGGAAAGGCAACCUCAAACGACACAUGAUGAUCGUGCAUGAGGGAGUCCGUUACGCGUGCUCCGUGUGUGGCAAACAGCUCACGUCUGAGGCGCAUCUUCGAGCUCACGUAAAUCGUCAUAGCACUCCUUGGGAGCUUGGUUGUCCGUCUCACUGUUCUCUGAACGACUCUCUCAAACGUUCCUCGAUGUGUCUUCUGCAAAUAUCGUGUAAUUCGUUGCAGUACGUCUUCGACUCACGACCUCGGCAGCAUAAAGGCGUCAAGGACGGCCGAUUCAAAUGCGGCCAAUGCGAUUACUCUACGAAUAACGAAUACCACAUGAAACAGCAUGGAGUAGUGCACUCUCAGGACAAACCUUUCGUGUGCGAUUCCUGCGGUGAGGCGUUCAAUCGCAAGGGCAACCUACAGCGGCAUAAAGCCAUCCUUCACGCUGGACUCCGGUAUCCCUGCUCCGUUUGCGAAAAACAGUUCCACUCGGACUGCGCACGAAGGAAGCAUGUGGCCAAACAUUACCGCGAGAUGCGGCUACUUCCGUCGACAGGACCGCAGUCUAUGACUUGUCCUGUGACUCCGGCUCUGCAGGCUGCUUCUCAGGAGAUACUUCCGCUUAAACCGGCCCAGCCGCUGUUGGGACACGCACCUUGCGCUCCAACGCCUUUUCGUCCAGGGCACGGGCAGGACGAAUUCAAGAAGAUGGACCUCGUGCCGCAGGCGGCGUACGGCGUUAGCGUCAUGGCGUCGAUGGGACCACCCCCAGUGACAACGACAGUGGCCACUGUUUCAGCUCCAUCGGGUCCCACACCCCAGCCGCCUGGUCCACCUCGAACGCCCCUGAAGGACGGACGCUACCGCUGCUCGCAGUGCGACUACACCACGAACAAGGACUGGCACCUCAAGCAGCACGAGGCCUCACACUCAGGUGAUAAGCCGUUUAACUGCGAUGUUUGCGGAGCGAGUUUCAACCGCAAAGGAAACCUGAAAAGACAUCGGAACAUUAUUCAUGAAGGCAUCCGCUACCCAUGCCCCGUUUGUGAAAAACAGCUGACCACCGAGAGCCAUCUAAGGGCGCACAUGAACAAGCACAAUGGAUACAAACCAUAUAAGUGCUCCUUUUGUGAGGCUACUUUCUAUCGGAGCGACAAGUGUAGGCAGCACGAGAGGAAGAAUCAUCUCAACAAAUAG